Messenger RNA from Danaus plexippus (monarch butterfly), 1044 nucleotides. Its product is annotated as fork head domain transcription factor slp2-like. The record is from RefSeq and is a predicted model, not a curated record. Gene Ontology annotation, cellular component: nucleus. Gene Ontology annotation, biological process: regulation of transcription by RNA polymerase II. Lineage: Eukaryota; Metazoa; Arthropoda; Insecta; Lepidoptera; Nymphalidae. Gene Ontology annotation, molecular function: DNA-binding transcription factor activity; sequence-specific double-stranded DNA binding. The coding region runs from base 57 to 755 and encodes 232 amino acids. The transcript has a single exon.
CCGGCCGCAGUCGCGCCGCUUAGUCCGGAGCGAGCGGCGCGCGAUGCCGCACAGCUAUGAGUCCUCCGAGCUUCGCCAUCCGAGACCUUCUGCCGGAGGCGUCGUCGCGGUCCCCCUCGCCCUCCGACACGGAGCUGGAUGUCACCGGUACGGAGACGCCGCCGCCAGGCUGCUCCACCACCGAUGAAAAGAAAAAUGAAAAACCGGCCUACAGCUACAAUGCGCUCAUCAUGAUGGCCAUACGCAGCAGUCCCGAGAGACGGCUCACGCUCAACGGCAUCUAUGAGUACAUCAUGAAGAACUUCCCCUACUACAAGGAGAACAAGCAGGGCUGGCAGAACUCUAUUCGACACAAUCUGAGUUUGAAUAAGUGUUUCGUGAAAGUCCCGCGUCACUACGACGAUCCCGGGAAAGGGAACUACUGGAUGCUGGACCCUUCGUCUGACGACGUCUUCAUCGGUGGCACCACUGGCAAGCUGAGGAGGAGAUCCACGGCGGCAUCUAGGUCUCGGCUCGCAGCCUUCAAGAGAGGUGCCGUCCUUCACCCCAUGUUCGGGAAUCCGUAUGCGUCUCUGGUGGGUCUGUACCCACCCUUACUAUCGGUGUACGGGAGGUACGCCCUGCCGAGCCCGCUGCUGAGGUUGCCGCCGCCUCCUCCCAGCCCCUAUCACCAGCUGUAUCGCAGGAUCCACGGCCUGUCACCUCCCGGCAGCCCACCAGCGGAGCCGGAGUCACAUCUGAUGAAGCACAGUUGAUGGAGUCGCCGCAGUCCGCCGCUAUCCUGACGAUACCGGGCCAGGAGCCACGAGGGAAACGAAGAACGAAGAACGAAGACGAAGAGCAAGGGAGUUCCAGCGAGUCGAUCGGUUGUUCAGUGUGAGACUGUGAUAGGACCAGAGCCGGUCGUGUAUUAUAGUCUAUUGUCUGUAAAAAGUGCUACCGCUAUUUAUUUAUUGAAGUAAGAUUAUAUUUAAUGAUAUUAAUUUAUGUUAAGAGGCUACGUUAAGUUACGACGGACGCAAUAAAUAUGUUUCCGAUAAAUCA